Messenger RNA from Rotaria sp. Silwood2, 3219 nucleotides. NCBI's taxonomy places the organism in Eukaryota, Metazoa, Rotifera, Eurotatoria, Philodinida, Philodinidae. The record is from the annotation of a GenBank genome assembly.
AUGACAGAUAACAAUAAUCUGCUGAUCGGCAAUAAUAAAAUAGCACCAAUAACAAAUCCCAAGGAGACUUCUAUUCAAAUACCCACUAGCAAUCGAAGAGCUUGUGGUUUAGAUUGGGCUGAAUCAUCCUGGAUACGAUGGAUUUAUGUCAUAUUUUGGUGGUGGUUAAAUCCAAUUUUAAAUAUUGGUUAUAAACGUCAAUUAACUGAAAAUGAUUUAUUUGAUGUAUCAUCAAAUGAUGAAUGUAGUCAUUUAUUGAAUAAACUUGAAAAAGUAUGGGAACAAAAUGAAAAUAAGUAUGAAUAUAUUAAUAUAUGGAAAAUAAUCGUAAAAACGUUUUGGAAAGAGUGUCUAACAAGCGGUCUAAUUUUACUUCCAUAUCUUGGUACAAAAAUAGCUCAACCUCUAUUUUUAAAACAAAUCAUUCUUAAUAUUAAUGAUUUAAAUGCACCUUCAUACGUUGGUUAUUUAUAUGCCAUUGGAUUAGGACUUGCAACAAUUUUUCAAUCACUUCUCCAUCAUCAAUUUUUUUUCCGUACAAUACGAACUGGAAUGCAUAUACGGAUUGGACUCUCGUCUAUUAUUUAUAAAAGAUUAUUGUCAUUGCCAUUGACAGCAAUUAUGAAAACAACUACAGGUCAACUGAUAAAUUUAAUUUCCAACGAUGUUAGUAAAUUUGAAGAAUUAAGCAUUACUAUGCAUUAUAUAUGGGCAGCACCAUUGGAAGCAAUCGUUGUCUUUGGUUUAAUUUGGAAUGAAAUUGCUAUUCCAACCUUAUUCGGUUAUGGUGUAUUGCUACUUUUAGUACCAUUGCAACUGUUUUUUAGUAAAAAAUUUGCAACAUUUAGAAAAGAAACUAUACAAUGGACCGAUAAACGUGUAAAAGUUAUCAAUGAAAUCUUGGUUGGUUGUCAAAUUGUUAAAAUGUAUAGAUGGGAAGAAGCAUUAGAAGCUCUUGUUUAUAAUACAAGAAAAAAUGAGCUUAUGAGUAUUCAAAAAGCAAGUCGAAUUCGAGCAAUUAAUACAGGCAUGUAUUUUUCAUCAAUAUCAUUAAUUUCGUUAACCACAUUUGGUGGAAGUUGGUUGAUGGGUCAAACACUAUCUCCUGCAACUAUAUUCACGAUUUUAUCAUUGUUCGGUAUGAUAAGAUACCCAUUAACAGCUAAUUUACCUUAUGCUAUUGAAAAAUUAAGUGAAAGUACCAUAGCUUCAAAUCUUGAAUUAAUUGAUAUUGAUUUAAAUGUAAAUAGUGGUUCAUUAGUUGGUAUUAUAGGAACAAUUGGUUCGUGUAAAUCGUCUCUUUUAGCAGCUAUACUCGGUGAAAUGUCUCUUGUUCAAGGUAGCAGUAACAUAUAUGGUAAAACUGCAUAUGUAUCCCAAACACCAUGGAUAUUUGCUGGUACUAUACGUGAGAAUAUAUUGUUUGGUAAAUCCUUUGAGCAAGAGAAAUAUGAACGUAUAUUGUCAGCAUGUCAAUUAAAUGCUGAUUUACGAUCAUUUUCUGCUGGUGAUUUAACAGUAAUUGGUGAAAAAGGAGUAAAUUUAAGUGGAGGACAAAAAGCUCGUAUUACACUUGCUCGAGCUUUAUAUAUCGAAGCUGAUAUUUAUUUAUUUGAUGAUCCACUAGCAGCAGUUGAUCUUACAGUAGCUAGAAAAAUUUUUAAACAAUGUAUUAGUAAUGAAGGUAUUUUGAAGAAUAAAACUCGAUUAUUAGUUACACAUCAAAUACAAUUUUUAUCAGAAUUUGAUCACUGUAUUUUAUUACAUGAUGGUAAAAUAGAAAAACAAGGUUUAUAUAAUGAUUUAUUGAUAAUAGAUAAAAUAAAAGAAUCCUAUGAAAAUCAGCAAUAUCAUACAGAUGAAACAAGAGAUAUUAAAAAAAGACAUGAUAGUACUAUUUCUUAUUAUGAUUCAACUAAUACACCUGGAGAUAUUGAUGAAAACAGUAUUGUUCAAGAAGAAAUAUCUAUUGGUGGAACAGUUAGUAUUGAUGUUUGGUUGAAAUUAUUCACUUCUGGUUAUGGUUGGAUUGGAUUAUUAUUAUUAUUUUUUAUAAUGUUAUUAGGUGAAGGUGUUUAUGAUGCAACUAAUAAAUGGUUAAGUGUAUGGUCAUCAAAAAAAGACAUAGAACAACGUAAAAAUCAUUAUCCAUAUGUAUACUUAGGAUUAGUAAUUGGUACAUUGACAAUUGGAUUAAUUCGUGCUGAUUAUUUUUUUCAUUUAAUAUUACGUGGUGCAUCUGUAUUACAUAAUAGUAUGCUUAAAGGUGUUCUAUAUAGUUCAUUAAGAUUUUAUGAAAGUAAUCCAGUUGGUCGUGUAUUAAAUAGAUUUAGUAAAGAUCAACAAGUUGUUGAUGAAUUAUUACCAGCAACAUUUUUUGAUACAAUUCAAAUAUUAUUAAUGGUAUUAGGUAGUAUUGUUAUUAUUGGUAUGACAAGUCCACGGAUACCUAUUAUUCCAAUAUUUCUAUGGUUAAGAAGAUUUUAUUUAAAAACAAGUAGAGCUGUUAAACGAUUAGAUAGUGUAACUAGAAGUCCUAUUUAUGCAUUAUUUUCUUCAUCAUUAAAUGGAUUAAUGACUAUUAGAGCAUUUAAUAUGGAAAAUAAUUUUGUAAAUCUAUUUAUUGAUAAAGUUAAUGCAAAUACACGUGUAUUUUUUAUAUUUAUUUGUUCAAAUAGAUGGUUUGGUUUUAGAUUAGAUUUAAUGACUUGUUGUUUAACACUUUUAACAGCAAUUUUAUGUGUUGCUUUACGUAAAAAUAUGGAUCCUUCAUCUGUAGCAUUGGGUUUAUCAUAUUGUAUUAGUUUAACUACUCUUUUUCAAUGGGGCGUACGUCAAUCGGCUGAAACUGAAAAUUAUAUGACUAGCGCUGAAAGAAUUGAUGAAUAUUCUCAUAUUCCUUCAGAAUCAGGUUUUUAUAAAGAAGAAUCAGAACCACCAAUUAAUUGGCCAUUUGAAGGAAGAAUUCAAUUCGAAAAUUAUAAAUUAAAAUAUCGUCCAGAACUUGAACCUGUAUUAAAAUCUAUUAAUUUAGAAAUUCUUCCACGAAAUAAAAUUGGUAUUAUUGGACGUACAGGUUCUGGUAAAUCAUCUAUUUUUCAAGCACUAUUUCGAUUAACUGAUAAAUCAACAAUAGAUGGAAAGAUUUUUAUUGAUGGAAUUGAUAUUAGUAAAAUNGAGAAAGUUGAUGUAAACGUGGUACGUUUCCCAUGGAAUUAG